GGGCUCUACCAAACAUGGACCCAUUUGUCUCAUUGCAAUUUAUAAUGUUAUUUUUAAUUGUAUAGAAUUGAUGAUAUCCAUCUUAUUCCAAUUUCAAAGUAUCAAUUUUACAUGUUCAAUGUAAAUUAGCCUAUGACAAAAAAAAAAAAAAAAAAAAUUUGGUAAAUUAGUCUGAGUCACUCAAAGGACAUGUAUCUUGCGCACAAAAAGUUACGUGUCAACUCGUUGGACUCAGUUAUAUGCUCAACUCGCUGAGUUUUCUUUUAAACCAAUAAAGAAUUCCAAAAAAUUUAAAUUCAGAAUCAGAUACCUAUUUGAGCGCGCAAGAACUCCUUCCCUCCUCUCUCUCUCUCUCAAAUUUCGAGUUUCGUCUGCAAAAAGCUCACUCUGAAAUUUCAGAUACAUCAUUUCCGUAAUUCAAAAUGUCGACAGUGAAAUCAAGCGCAAAGAAACGAAGUUCUGAAUCGGAGACUCUAAAAUCUCAGAAGCUAAAGCGAGUCGUAAUUGAAGACGAUUUUGAUGCAGAUCUCUCCAAUGAUAUCAAAGGGAUUAUGUCCGCGCUACACCAGAUCAGAGAAAAAGCGCAAAAGGACGGUCAGAAGAAGAAUGAAGAGACGAUUUCAAGUGUGGCUUCUGACAUCAAGACUAAGCUUGAUGAGCUGAAGAUAAAACUUGAGAAAGAAAGGCAAAGUUUUGCAAAGGCACUUUCAAAGAGCUCAAAAGAGUGUGAAAACUUGUUGAAGAAUGAGGCUGCCAAGUUCCAAACAGUUCAUGAGAAAUUUAGCAAGGAGAAAGAAGCCCAUCUGCAGGCCUUAAAAGAUGCUAUUUCCAAAUUCGAAGAAGAGAAAGAGAGGCUGUUCAUUAGAUAUGAACAACAGAGGAAGAAAGAAAAGAGCAUGAUUUCUGAACAUGAGAAAGUCUGUGCUAAUAGAAUUGCUGAAUUGGAAGAGUCCUUGAAGAAAAAGAAGCAGGAUGACAAAACUUUCAGCAUUUUGAGAAAGACUCUUGGAUCAUUCCUGGACAAUGCCUCGGAUGAGGACUUCCCACCGGAUGAUUGAAAGUUGCUUCCAAAGGCCAAUGCUGCAAGCAUACAUCUAUAACACUUGCAUUAAAUUUUUUAAAGCAUUUUAGCCACUGAUAUUCUGUCCCUGAGGAACUUCGAAACUCAAUUUUCUGGUUUCUCUCCUUUUCCACUCUCCAGCAGGAUUUUUAAUUUGAGUUCAUAAAUCAUCAAUAUAGUACCUUUACCUUAUAUCUUGUCUUAUAGUGCAUCCUUCACCAUUGGAAUGGUUAAUGGUUACCAAUACAAUCAAAAUUGCAUAGAACGUAUGUUAAAACGAGGUUGCCAACUAUAAAUCAGGUCAACCUUGGAUGGCAAAGCCUAACCCCUUAGCAGUCCAAUUUUCACAAUAUCAGGAGGUAGAAAUAUAGAAUGAUGGAUGAUCUUCGUCUUUGAAUGUCAUGAAGCAGAUAAUUGGUCCUCUGUAAACUUAACUAAAUUCCUUCGAGUGUUUGCCUUGCUGUAGUUGGUAUUCAGAAAAAAUGAUACAAUGCAAGUCUUAAUAAUUCAAAUCUUAUGCUGUUGGUUGAGAAUACUGUUGGAUUGUUUUCUGGUGUGUCACAGUUUGUUUUGCUUGUUUGAUGGUUGUGGCUUUGUGGUGAUUGCUGUCUUAUGGAUAGCUGCAGAUGUGGUUGUGGUUGCAGGUGCAAUAGGGUGUGUUGUUUUGAUGUGUUUGUUGCUGGUUGUGUUGCUUCUCGUGGUUAUUGCUUGGGCCUUGUUACUUCAGUUCUGUUUGCUGGUUAUCAGUUUCUGCCUGCAGUUUUGGCUUGCUGUGUUGAUUUUGCUGUGCUGCUGGUUAGGUGUGGUUGCUCUGUAUGGUCUGGUGUCUGCAGUGAUGUUUGUAGUUGAUGUCUUUUGUUUUGUUGUGUUGUUGCUUUGGCUUUUGGAUUUUCAUGGUUUAGUUUGAGGUCUUGCUGCUGUAUGGUUUCUCAAGGGUAUGCCCUUAGUUUUCUCUGUACCUUAUUGUUCAUAUUUAUAAAAAUAAAAAUAAAA
Molecule: messenger RNA, 2053 nt
Organism: Cornus florida
Lineage: Eukaryota; Viridiplantae; Streptophyta; Magnoliopsida; Cornales; Cornaceae
Exons: 8
Coding region: 423-1058 (211 amino acids)
Source: RefSeq, a predicted model, not a curated record